AUGGCUGCUCUCUCUUCAAAACCCAAUCACGUUCGAUCAAUCAGUUUUCCUGGGAGCUCACACCCUACCAUCCAGAGAGUAGAAGAGGAGCUCAACAAGCUCAAAUCAUUAGAAGUACCUGUUGCACCAAAAGGAAACACUGUGUACAGUGGUCUACUCGGUUUGGAGAAAUUAUACAAGAGCAUAGAUGAUCUUCUCAACUUGCCACAAACCCUUCAAACCCUCUCCCAGAGUGUAGAUGCUAAAUGGAUUGACGAUUUAUUGGACAAAUCAGUGAGGCUUCUUGAUGUUUGUGGCACUACAAGGGAACUUGUCUCACAAUAUAAAGAAAAUGUAAGAGAUCUUGAAUCAUCUCUCAGAAGGAGAAAAGGAGAUUCAACUACAGAUGUCAGCGUUGAAAGAUUUACCUCUUUCAGCAAGAAGAUCAAGACGGAUGCCAAAAGAUCUGUCUCGACUUUGAAACAAAUGGAUCGAGAGACUGCAGUACCAGUCUUGCUAGAUGCAGAUCAAGAUACAAUGGCUGCGCUUAGAGCACUAAGAGAAGCUAACGCAGUAUGCAGUGCAAUUUUCCAAAUGCUCUUGUCCUUCCUGUGUAUGCCGCCUUUGAAGCCUAAGCAAUCAAAAUGGUCAUUGCUUUCAAGAUUGGUACACAAAGACAGAAUAGCACCUGAAGUCCAAGAAGAAAACACGAGCUUAGAAACAAGGCUGGAACUCAUCGAGGCUUACCUUGACAGCUUUGAAGAUGCACUGGAAGCUGUAUUUAGGUGCUUGAUUAGAUCUAGAAGCUCGCUCCUCAAUGUUCUUUCCUGCUAAUUUGGAAGUUGUUAUUCCAUAAUCUGUAAAUUGUAUAUAAACAAUUUUGUAGUUAUGUUAGAAACACAUAAACUUCAAGUGAAAGAUUAUACACCACUUAUUGCCUCUCUCUCUCUCUCUAUAUAUAUAUAUAUAUACACACACUCCAUAUCCAUUGAAAUAGUCCUCUUAAAACUAGAGGGAAAACAGAUAAAAUGCAUAGCACAUU
Molecule: messenger RNA, 1021 nt
Organism: Solanum dulcamara
Lineage: Eukaryota; Viridiplantae; Streptophyta; Magnoliopsida; Solanales; Solanaceae
Exons: 1
Coding region: 1-813 (270 amino acids)
Biological process (GO): root development; shoot system development
Source: RefSeq, a predicted model, not a curated record